AUGGACUCCCUCGUGACAGCCAAUACCAAGUUUUGCUUGGACCUUUUCAAAGAGCUAAGCAAAGAUGAUAAAGGAGCAAACAUCUUCAUUUGUCCUCUGAGCAUUUCAGCUGCCUUUGGCAUGAUUAGUCUAGGAGCUAAAAGCUCUACUGCAGGUCAGAUCAAUCAAGUGCUACACUUUAAUGAAGUUUCACAAAAUAAAGGCACAGAAUGUGAAGUUUCUUCAAAAGGAGCAAGUCAAGAAGACAAAGGGGAUCAUUACAAUCUAGUGGAUCAGAAAGAGAAGUCAGAACCUCCAAAUUCGCAGGUGAGAUCAUUGGAUGAUGGGAAUAGAGAUUUCAACUUCUACUUUGGGAAGCUUCUCCAGAAGGUGGACAGGAUAAAAUCUGAUUGUACCCUGAGUAUGGCCAAUAGAUUGUAUGGAGAGCAGGAAUUUCCCAUUUUUGCUGAAUAUUCAGAUAAUGUGAUGGAAUUUUACCAUACAACCAUUGAAAGUGUGGAUUUCCAAAAAGACACAGAAAAAUCCAGACAACAAAUUAAUUUCUGGGUUGAAUGUCAAUCCCAAGGUAAAAUCAAGGAACUCUUUGGCAGAGAUAGCAUUUCUGAUUCUACAGUGCUGGUGCUGGUGAAUGCUGUCUACUUCAAGGCCAAAUGGGAAAAAAGUUUUGAUCAUGAAAAGACAGAAGACUCAGUUUUCUGGCUAAACAAGGAUGAGCAGAAAAAUGUGAAGAUGAUGAGACAGCAGAAUACAUUUAGAAUUGGUUACAUAGAAGAAUUAAAUACACAGAUUCUUGAGAUGAACUAUACUAAGGGAAAACUCAGUAUGUUUGUGCUGCUGCCCCCUCUCCCUGCUGAGGACUCCAUUGGACUAGAAGAGCUUGAAAGAAAUAUGACUCAUGAGAAAAUAACAGAAUGGACAAGUCCCAGUAUUAUGUGUGAAGAAAAGGUAGAUGUCUCCUUUCCCCAAUUCACCAUGGAAAGCAACUUGGAUCUGAAUUUUAUUCUCCAAAAAAUGGGGAUCGUAGAUAUCUUUGAUGACGCCAAGGCUGAUCUUAGUGGAAUAUCUCCAAACCCUAACCUGUACUUGUCAAAAGCUAUCCACAAGACAUUUGUGGAGGUUAGUGAGGAUGGUACCGAAGCAGCAGCUGCCACUGGAGCUGUGGUUUCAACAAAGUCUGCAUCACCUUAUGUGCCAUUUGAUGCCAAUCACCCAUUUCUGUUUUUCAUCAAAGACAACAAAACAAACACCAUCCUUUUCUAUGGCAAAGUCUGCUCUCCUUGA
This is a messenger RNA of Gracilinanus agilis (Agile Gracile Mouse Opossum), 1281 nucleotides long. RefSeq names its product serpin family B member 12 (gene SERPINB12). The record is from RefSeq and is a predicted model, not a curated record. The transcript is spliced from 7 exons. Gene Ontology annotation, molecular function: serine-type endopeptidase inhibitor activity. Gene Ontology annotation, biological process: negative regulation of endopeptidase activity. NCBI's taxonomy places the organism in Eukaryota, Metazoa, Chordata, Mammalia, Didelphimorphia, Didelphidae. Bases 1 to 1281 code for a protein of 426 amino acids.